Messenger RNA from Hevea brasiliensis (rubber tree), 1563 nucleotides. Its product is annotated as thiosulfate/3-mercaptopyruvate sulfurtransferase 1, mitochondrial. Gene Ontology annotation, biological process: transsulfuration. NCBI's taxonomy places the organism in Eukaryota, Viridiplantae, Streptophyta, Magnoliopsida, Malpighiales, Euphorbiaceae. Bases 203 to 1342 code for a protein of 379 amino acids. Gene Ontology annotation, cellular component: mitochondrion. The transcript is spliced from 12 exons. Gene Ontology annotation, molecular function: thiosulfate-cyanide sulfurtransferase activity. The record is from RefSeq and is a predicted model, not a curated record.
AUGGCAGCCAAACAGCCAGGAAACGAAAAACAAAAAAACGGUAAAAAAAAAGGGGCCUGAAACGUUUCGAAGGUAUAGCAUUUCAUCACUUUGCACUAAGCUGCACUCGCUAUCAUCAAGUUUAUUGCCCUUUGGCCUCAUUCUCUUGGAGAACCUGGCACACCAAAUAGCCUCACAUCUAUUUUCUAUGAUCUUUGAGUAAAUGGCAUCAUCAGCUUUCACCAGGACUCUAUUGGGUUCCCGCUUGAUUCACUCGGCGCUCUCAUCCUCACGCAAAACCCAAAUCUUUACCUCUCUCUUUAAUAAGAGACCAUUUCACAUACGAGCUGAUCCUGUCGAUGCAUCAUAUAAGACAUCUGGUCGUGCUCCUCGAGUCAUGGCUUCCUCUGUGAUUGGUUCAAAAGCUCUUUUUUCUGCACAAUCUUUAUCUACCAAUGAACCCGUUGUAUCUGUUGAUUGGCUUCAUGCAAAUCUCACGGAGCCUGAUAUGAAGGUGUUGGAUGCUUCAUGGUAUAUGCCAGAUGAAAAGAGGAAUCCAAUUCAAGAGUAUCAGGUUGCUCACAUUCCUGGUGCCCUUUUCUUUGAUGUAGAUGGGAUAUCAGAUCGAUCAACAAAUUUGCCACAUAUGUUGCCCUCCGAGGAAGCUUUUGCAGCUGCUGUUUCUGCUCUUGGAAUUGAGAAUAAGGAUGGAUUGGUUGUUUAUGAUGGCAAGGGGAUUUUCAGUGCAGCUCGUGUCUGGUGGAUGUUCCGAGUCUUUGGGCAUGACAAAGUUUGGGUGUUGGAUGGAGGCCUGCCAAGAUGGCGUGCAUCAGGUUAUGAUGUUGAAUCUAGUGCUUCUGGUGAUGCCAUCUUGAAAGCUAGUGCUGCCAGUGAGGCAAUAGAAAAAGUAUAUCAAGGCCAGGCAGUUGGACCAAUAACAUUUCAGACAAAGUUUCAGCCACAUCUUGUUUGGACUCUUGAGCAGGUUAAGAGAAACAUUGAGGACAAGUCUCACCAACAGAUAGAUGCUCGUUCAAAGGCCAGAUUUGACGGAGCAGCACCAGAGCCUCGAAAGGGAAUAAGAAGCGGUCAUGUACCUGGCAGCAAGUGCAUUCCUUUUCCUCAUAUGUUAGAUGCUUCACAGACACUCUUACCAGCAGAUGAACUUAAGAAACGGUUUGAUCAAGAAGGCAUCUCUCUGGAAAGCCCUGUUGUUACUUCUUGUGGGACUGGUGUAACUGCUUGCAUUCUCGCUUUGUGUAUUCAGGGUCUGCAUCGACUUGGGAACCGAGAUGUUGCAGUCUAUGAUGGAUCAUGGACUGAAUGGGGAGCUCAUACUGAUACACCUAUUACCUCUUCAUAAAUCUGGAAGCUUGGCAGCAAUACGAUGGAUCAUGGACUUAAUGGCAUGAGGCUACGAUUCUCUGAUUGUGACAAAAGAGUUUGUAUCUAAAACACUUGGAUGACAAGAUUGCCAAAUUUUCAAAUCAUUUUUUAGUUGCACUUACUGUCAUGUGAAAAUUUCAUCAUCAUAACCCCAUGUAUCAGAAAACAUUGGCAUCAAAUUAUGAAACAUUUUAUAAA